Molecule: messenger RNA, 1038 nt
Organism: Trichoplax adhaerens
Lineage: Eukaryota; Metazoa; Placozoa; Uniplacotomia; Trichoplacea; Trichoplacidae
Exons: 1
Coding region: 1-1038 (345 amino acids)
Biological process (GO): purine ribonucleoside salvage
Cellular component (GO): cytosol; nucleus
Molecular function (GO): adenosine kinase activity
Source: RefSeq, a predicted model, not a curated record
AUGGCUAAUUCAGAUAUCCCAGAAGGAGUACUUUUUGGUAUGGGUAACCCAUUACUUGAUAUUUCCGCUCCUGUUGAUAAGAGCUUUCUACAAGCGUACAACUUGGAAGCCAAUAAUGCCAUUUUGGCAGGUGAGGAACACUUGCCUUUAUUUGAUCAAAUGAUGCAAAAAUAUCAAUGCGAUUUUAUUGCUGGUGGUGCUACGCAAAAUUCAAUUCGUACAGCCCAGUGGUUAUUACGUCAGCCGCAAGUCACCACAUACAUUGGUUGUAUUGGUAAGGAUAAAUUCGCUGAUCUGUUAAUUAAUGCCGCUACCAAUGAAGGCUUGAGAGUCAAUUACAUGCAGACAUCGGAACAACCAACUGGAACUUGUGCUGUCUUGCUGACCGACAAGCAUCGUUCCUUAGUCGCCAACUUGGGUGCCGCAGAACAUUACAAGGAAGAGCAUUUAUUAAAAGAAGAAAAUUGGCGUUGGGUAGAAAAAGCCAAAAUUUACUAUUCUUCAGGUUAUUUCUUAAAGGUUUCACCCUCCUCCAUGAUGACUGUCGCUAAGCACAGCCACGACAAUGGAAAAAUUUUCGCAACCAAUAUUUCCGCACCUUAUCUAAUUACCUUAGUCAAGGACGACAUGAUGCGAAUUUUCCCUUAUAUCGAUAUUUUAUUCGGUAAUGAAACUGAAUUUGAUGUUUUUGCUAAAGAGCAUUCGUUUGGAACCUCUGAUUUGAAAGAAAUUGGUAAGAAAAUAGCAGCUAUGCCCAAGGUGAAUCCCAAGUAUCCUCGUAUCGUGAUCAUUACUCAAAGUCAAGAUCCAGUUAUUGUAGUUCGCGACGGUGAAUGUAUGGAGUUUCCUGUACCACCACUCAACCAAGAUGACAUUGUAGACAGUAAUGGAGCAGGAGAUGCUUUCGCCGGUGGUUAUUUGAGCCAAUUGGUCCAAGGUAAACCUAUAACUGAAUGUGUUCGUUGUGGAAUUUAUGCUGCACGUGUCAUUCUACAAAGAUCUGGUAUAACCUUCCCAGCUGAACAUGACUAUCAAUAA